This is a messenger RNA of Asterias rubens (European starfish), 1948 nucleotides long. RefSeq lists its product as uncharacterized. The record is from RefSeq and is a predicted model, not a curated record. The transcript is spliced from 4 exons. NCBI's taxonomy places the organism in Eukaryota, Metazoa, Echinodermata, Asteroidea, Forcipulatida, Asteriidae. Bases 306 to 1019 code for a protein of 237 amino acids.
GCGGUUUGUGGACGCGAAUGGUUACUUAUUGUUUAGGGUGUUGUUGGUCACCGGUAAUGGUGGUUGGAGUUGAUGGUAAACAUUAGGGGCCACAUCGUAAGUACGUCUGUCUUUAUUUACUGUGAAGAUUUAUCAGUAGACUAGUCAAAUACAGCCCAUCUACUGGGUUUACGCACCACUUAGGAAGACAUCAGAAGAGUGGUCGACGAUGGAAAGACAUCAAAUAAACUAAGACCCAAAAAUCAUCCAUUAAAAUAUCGUGUCACGAACUGAAAAGUGAAACUGAAACUCCUCUAGAGUAGAGAAUGACGAAGGAAACACAAAAUCAAAAUGGCCCAGCAGCCGACCCAGAAUCAAGCCGCAGUAAACAGAAGCAGGGGCAUUCUGCAGGGACAAUCCUGACGAAUAGAUCCAAGAACAUUACCAUCAUUACACCCUUUGAUAAGAGAAGAGGUGAACCAGCUAGUUCAUUACGGAAAGGGACAAGAUGGAUGCAUAGAACAACACUUUCCCUGGAUGAGAGAAUAUGGAACAGAGAUUUCAGUACAUCUGCAAAAGCUGCAUUUGGUGGUAGGACGUCAUUAGAUGCUGCAGAGAUACCAGAAAAAUGCCCAACACUUCACAAGUCUCAUUUUGAUAUCGGAUUAGACAGGCAGCAACACCACUCAACACGCUAUGGCAGCGAGUUUGUACCAAGACAUACACAACAUCCCAACAGGUUACACUAUCCGUCCCUCGUCAAUUGGUCUCAUAACGUAACCGGGGAUGAAAUGCAGAAAGUACUUACCAGAAACAACAAUCAGUCAGACUAUUGGACGUCUUAUGGAAGAGUUCACUCUAAGCUUGGACUUGAAAGAGGAGAAGGGGUCCCUCGGCCUGAGCAACCAAAAGACAAAUAUAACUUUAUUACAGGAAAAUACACAAGUCCAGUUGAGGCCAAAGAUCAACAUCUUGUGUCAGGAAACAGAGUACUUCAAGAUGCAAGACGAGAUGCAAAUGAUUACUUUGUGUUAGGAUGAGAUCUCAUCAGUGCAAUUACGAUACCUACCUAAGUACCACCCCAAAAUGAGUUUCUAUGAUUGUAAUCCUGUGGUCAUUCAGUCAGGGACCAGAGGGUUACGAUCAUCGCAAACAAAGAGUUGUUUUUGACAACAAACAGCAUGCGUCGCUCACAGGUUAAUUUACAACAAAACUUUAACAUUUUGAAGUGUUCUACCAAGUUUUUUUUUGAACAAGCACUUAUUAAAAUAUGUGCGUCUUCUUUCGGAAUGGAGGUCUUCAUUUAUAAUGAAACAUAAAAGGCUCUGUCUCCAAGGUGGAUUUAGAUUCAGUUUUAGCUUAGACUUGACUCAAGUCUGACUUGUUCAAUCAUGAUGGUUGACUAGGUCGUCAGCCCACCACCAGACCACAAAGACAGAAGUCUGACUUGGGCAAAGUUUAACCUCAGCUAUAGGUUGCUGCAACAUUGGAAGCUGUAGCCAAUGGCCGUACAGUACCAACAAGAAACUAUACAAUUCACUGUAUAAGUUUAAACGUUUUAUAAGCCUAACAUGGGUUUAUAGCACCUAGACUAUUUGCUGUCUGUCUGUGUCACAAAAUGCCAGAUAAUGAUUGAGUAAAUACAAAUCUACAGCAAUAUACUAUAGGGUUAUAUGGUAGUCUAGCUUACAGUGGUUUAUUAUAAUUAUGCCAAUGAGUUAUGACUUUAUUGGUCAUAAAUGAAUUUCUGUCGGUGAGGACGGCACGUCUGAUGUUUAUUGGUUGCUAGGAACUACAAAAGUGAUUUUAUGUCAUUAAACUAAAAUGGCAUUAUUGUACUUAAAAAACUGUGAGCGAAAAAUCAGAGCUUACACUAGAAGACAUCCCACCCUUUACUUUAAAGACCCUGGACACUAUUGGUUGUUGUCAAAGGCCAGUCUUCUGUGUAUCUCAACAUGCAUAAAAUAAC